Messenger RNA from Rotaria socialis, 900 nucleotides. The record is from the annotation of a GenBank genome assembly. NCBI's taxonomy places the organism in Eukaryota, Metazoa, Rotifera, Eurotatoria, Philodinida, Philodinidae.
AUGACAACAUCCAAUCUCGGAGCAUCAAUUUGGACUAGUGAAAUGUCAGAUUUUAAUAUUCCUGCUAAUGCUAAAUGGGCACAGAGCGGAGCGACUAUUGCUGGAGGUCACAGGCAAGGAGAUGCCACUAAUCAACUCAACGAGCCUUGUGGUCUAUUCGUUGAUGAUGAUCAAACAGUGGUUAUUGCUGACUAUGAGAAUCAUCGUAUCAUGCAAUGGAAGAACGGUGAUACAACGAAUGGACAAAUUGUUGCUGGUGAUGAAGGCGCAGGAAAUGGAUUACAUCAAUUGCAAUAUCCAACUGAUCUAUUAAUUGACAAAGAGACGGAUAGUCUCAUUAUUUGCGAUCCAGGGAAUCGACGAGUCGUACGAUGGUCUCGUCGUAGUGGUACAACACAAGGUGAAAUACUCAUCGACAACAUCGCUUGCUAUGGAUUAGCAGUGGAUGAACAGAGAUAUCUCAUACCUGGUGGUAAUGGACAAGGUGAUGGACUCAAUCAACUCAAUCGACCGACUUAUCUCUUUGUCGAUCGACAACAGAAUGUCUACGUGCCAGACUGCUACAAUAAUCGUGUAAUGAAAUGGACUAAAGGUGCAAAAGAAGGUAUUGUGGUCGCUGGAGGUCAAGGCAAAGGAGGUGCUAUGACACAAUUGUCUUAUCCUAAUGGAAUCUUUGUUGAUACGUUGAGUACACUCUAUGUAGCAGACACUAGGAAUCAUCGUGUGAUGCGUUGGACUCAAGAAGACAAGAAACAAGGCGGUGUAAUUGUGGGUGGAAAUCGCCAAGGAGCAGGAGCAAAUCAGUUCCAGUACCCCUUUGGUUUGUCUUUCGAUCGACAUGGUAAUCUCUAUGUCACCGAUAUAAAUAAUAAUCGUGUUCAAAGAUUUUCUGUCGAAUAA